Paramecium tetraurelia is the source of this 1269-nucleotide messenger RNA. RefSeq lists its product as uncharacterized. The transcript is spliced from 8 exons. The record is from RefSeq and is a predicted model, not a curated record. Lineage: Eukaryota; Ciliophora; Oligohymenophorea; Peniculida; Parameciidae. Gene Ontology annotation, biological process: protein phosphorylation; intracellular signal transduction. Gene Ontology annotation, cellular component: cytoplasm; nucleus. Gene Ontology annotation, molecular function: ATP binding; protein serine/threonine kinase activity.
AUGGACGCUAGCUAUAAUUAUGAUUAAUAUGCUUAAAAGGCAUACUCGGCAAAUGUAUUUAAAGUGGAUGAAUCUGAAUUUAUUAUUGAAAAGAGAUACAAACCAACAUAGUAGUUGGGAAGCGGUGCUUACGGCAUAGUGAUUGGUUGUGAAGAUACAAAGCCAAAUACGCCAGAAUAAAAAAUGGUCGCCAUAAAAAAAAUUGAAAGAACAUUUGAGCAUCGGUUUUAUGCUAAAAGAACACUGAGAGAGUUAAAGAUUUUAAGAAACUUAAGGCAUGAAAAUAUUGUUAAUUUAAUCACUCUGCAGUUACCGAAGUCAAGAAAGCAUUUUUAUGAUAUUUAUUGUGUAACAGAACUAUUGGACACUGACCUAAAACGAGUAAUUGAUAAGGAACAUGCAAAAUUGAAUUAAGAUCACUUUAAAUUGUUUCUGUAUUAAAUUCUCAGAGCCUUAAAAUACAUGCAUUCAGCCAACAUUUUGCAUAGAGAUCUUAAACCAACAAAUCUGUUAUUAAACAAACAGGAUUGCAUGUUGAAGGUUUGUGACUUUGGAUUGUCGAGAGCCUUAUUAUAGACAACAAAAACACAAUAGCAAAAUCCAAAUAUAAUGACAGAUUAUGUUGAAACCAGAUAUUACAGAGCUCCAGAAUUAUUGUUAGGACUUAAAACUUAUACUCAAGCAGUGGAUAUAUGGAGUGUGGGAUGCAUAUUCGCAGAAAUAGUUAGAGGCAAAACCCUGUGGAGAGGAUAAAAUUCUAAGCAAUAAAUCAAAAUGAUUUUUGAAACUCUUGGAACACCUUCGAAGUCAAAGAUUAUGUAAGUUCAAGAUACCUUCGUAUCCUCUAAACUAAUUGAAUUAGUUUCAGAAUUAGGUACUCUAGAAAGAGUUCCUUGGGAUAAAGUGGUUAAAGGUUUACCACCUGAAGGAUAUGAUCUUCUCGAGAAACUAUUAGAAGUUGAUUAUAAGAAAAGGAUCACAGCUGCUGAGGCUUUAAAACAUCCAUACUUAAAGGAAUUACACAAUCCAAGUGACGAGCCUACCAGAUCUCCAGUAUCCAAUAUGGAGUUUGAAUUUGAAAUGUAUGAGUUCACUAAUGAAUAGCUUAAAGAUAUGAUUUAUGAGGAAAUUCUCUUGUAUCAUUAUCCUGAUUUUAAGAAAUAAUAUGAAGAGAAGAUUGCCAAUAAUUAAAGUGUGAUAAACCACAUUAUGAAGGGUGAAAGUGCUAAAGUAAUUGAUCCGGAAGCGGAUGACGAUUAUCCCAUUUGA